AGGUGACGUCAUGUGUCGGUUACUCUGAGUUGAAGAGUCGCUGCGAAGCACCCGGGUCUGCAGAACUGCGCGGUACCGGCGGACGAUAUAAAAAUGCCACGGGAAAUUAUCACGCUGCAGCUGGGGCAAUGCGGCAACCAGAUUGGCUUUGAGUUCUGGAAGCAGCUGUGUGCUGAGCAUGGCAUCAGCCCAGAGGGUAUAGUGGAGGAAUUUGCCACAGAAGGCACAGAUCGAAAAGAUGUCUUCUUCUAUCAGGCAGAUGAUGAACACUACAUCCCACGAGCAGUGCUACUGGACUUGGAGCCCCGUGUCAUUCACUCCAUCCUGAACUCUCCCUAUGCCAACCUGUACAACCCGGAGAAUAUCUAUCUGUCAGAGCACGGUGGGGGUGCUGGCAACAACUGGGCCAGUGGAUUCUCCCAGGGUGAAAAAAUCCACGAAGAUAUAUUUGACAUCAUCGACAGAGAGGCAGAUGGAAGUGACAGUUUGGAGGGUUUUGUUCUCUGUCACUCUAUUGCUGGUGGGACUGGGUCAGGCUUGGGCUCUUAUCUGCUGGAGAGAUUAAAUGACAGGUAUCCAAAGAAGUUGGUUCAGACCUAUUCAGUUUUUCCAAACCAGGAUGAAAUGAGUGAUGUUGUGGUCCAGCCUUACAACUCUCUAUUGACUUUGAAAAGGCUGACUCAGAAUGCAGACUGUGUGGUGGUGCUGGAUAACACAGCCCUGAAUCGGAUCGCCACAGACAGGCUUCAUAUUCAGAACCCCUCCUUCUCUCAGAUUAACCAGCUGGUGUCCACCAUCAUGUCUGCCAGCACCACCACUCUGCGAUACCCUGGGUACAUGAACAACGACCUGAUUGGUCUGAUCGCGUCUCUGAUCCCCACCCCACGCCUUCACUUCCUCAUGACUGGCUACACGCCUCUCACCACGGACCAGUCGGUUGCCAGUGUACGUAAAACCACAGUGCUGGAUGUGAUGAGGCGACUGCUGCAGCCCAAGAAUGUCAUGGUCUCCACCGGCAGGGACAGACAGACCAACCACUGUUACAUCUCCAUCCUCAACAUCAUCCAGGGAGAGGUGGACCCGACUCAGGUCCACAAGAGCUUGCAGCGAAUCAGAGAGAGGAAGCUGGCCAACUUUAUCCCGUGGGGGCCUGCCAGUAUCCAGGUGGCUUUGUCGAGGAAAUCUCCGUAUUUGUCUUCUGCUCACCGUGUCAGUGGACUCAUGAUGGCGAACCACACCAGCAUCUCCUCUCUGUUUGACAGAACGUGCCGGCAGUACGACAAACUGAGGAAGCGCGAGGCCUUCCUGGAGCAGUUCAGGAAGGAAGACAUUUUCAAGGACAAUUUUGACGAGCUGGACAACUCCCGGGAGGUCGUGCAGCAACUGAUUGACGAGUACAGUGCCGCCACACGCCCAGAUUACAUCUCCUGGGGUGCGCAGGGGCAGUGACCUCCCCGUCUACAGGGGGCGCACCAGGCAGGCAAGGGCAGCAUUUCAGUGGAGGAAUUGGAAGCCACCUAUCCAGAAGAAUUUCAUUCCGUGCCCCAUGUCCCAGUUUUGCUGUUUUAAUUAGAAGAUCACCAUUAUUCACUUGCUUAGGGAUAAAGUACUGUAUGUUGCCUGUCAAUGUGUUGCUAUUUACUGAACAGAAAAAGGGACUUUCUUUUACCAGCUUUAUUAGGAAGCCACUCUAAUGUACUGCGUUUUUUUUUUUUGUUUUGUUUUUGGUUUUUUUUUUAACAAUACUACUUCUGGACUAGUUAGGUUAACCAGGGAAUCUGGGAUUUCAGUUUUUCUUCAUCACAUUAUCUCUUGUCCCAAAAGAUAAGUUUGUGUUGCCUUAAAGGUGAAGUGACAGCUGUUUUCCAAUCCUAAAAUACUUUCAGUACCAUUUUAAUGCUGUGCCCUACUUCCCUAGUGGUGGAUUGUGUCUCUCUGUUAUCCCCUGCCUGUUACACAGUGAGGGGGAGGUGGAUGGAGUUCCAAUUGGAAAGGGACUCUGGCAAGAGACAACUGCUCUAUAGAGAACCUUAAACAUUUCAAAGUGAAUACAGUGUUUUAGAAAUGAAAACAUUCAACUGCGCAACAAAGUAGCAAGAAAAUCUGUAGUGUAACAAACUGUUUAAAACAUGUAGCUCGCUUUAAGAUGAAUGUAAAAACCAUGCAAUACUUCAAGCAGAAAGUAAGUUUGUGUGUUUAAACUGAAGCUUGUUAGUACAAGGCCCUAGUCAGGUUUAAAAAAAAAAAAAAAAAAAAAAAAGUUCUUAAGACAAGUGUUUGUUUUUUGGGGUUUGUUAUAUAUUCUUAAUCUUUGCCAUGACACUUAUGAUAGAAAUGUUUUUUUUUUUUUUACUGUUAUGUCUGUGUCAGCUGGUAUAACAUUUUCAUUAAAAGAAACUACGUAAACUGUUACUUGGAAGAUC
This is a messenger RNA of Polyodon spathula (Mississippi paddlefish), 2423 nucleotides long. RefSeq names its product tubulin, gamma 1 (gene tubg1). The coding region runs from base 94 to 1449 and encodes 451 amino acids. NCBI's taxonomy places the organism in Eukaryota, Metazoa, Chordata, Actinopteri, Acipenseriformes, Polyodontidae. The record is from RefSeq and is a predicted model, not a curated record. Gene Ontology annotation, molecular function: GTP binding; structural constituent of cytoskeleton. Gene Ontology annotation, biological process: mitotic spindle organization; mitotic cell cycle; microtubule nucleation. Gene Ontology annotation, cellular component: microtubule; cytoplasm; nucleus. The transcript has 11 exons.